Molecule: messenger RNA, 1596 nt
Organism: Rhinocladiella mackenziei CBS 650.93
Lineage: Eukaryota; Fungi; Ascomycota; Eurotiomycetes; Chaetothyriales; Herpotrichiellaceae
Exons: 2
Coding region: 1-1596 (531 amino acids)
Biological process (GO): transmembrane transport
Molecular function (GO): transmembrane transporter activity
Source: RefSeq, a predicted model, not a curated record
AUGUCCAUAUUCCCAUAUGCCUAUCGCAUGAUUGAGUCCUUCAACAUCACCCAAGAUGAGACACAAAUAUCUGUGUACGCCGGCAUGCUCAUCACCGCAUUUGCCUUUGCCGAAUUCUCGACUGGGAUCCUUUGGGGUUGGUUCAGUGACCGUAUCGGUCGAAAACCUGUCCUGAUCAUGGGCCUGUUCGGCACCGCCUUGAGCAUGAUAUCCUUUGGCUUUGCUCGCACUCUCCCCGCAGCCAUCCUGGCUCGGGCACUCGGCGGUCUCUUGAACGGCAAUGUGGGAGUUCUCCAGACGACUGUCGCCGAGCUGGUGACCAAGAAGGAGGAUCAGCCUUCGGCGUAUGCGAUUAUGCCAUUUGUGUGGAGCGUGGGCUCCAUCAUCGGGCCCGCCAUGGGAGGAGCCUUGGCCAUGCCUUGUGAUUCCUAUCCGUCUCUGUUUCCUCGGGGUGGAUUGUUCGACACCUAUCCUUUCUUGUUACCCAAUCUUGUCUGCGUCGUCAUUCUGUGUCUGGGCAUUGCCAAUGGCGUCUUGUUCCUGGAGGAGACACAUGAGGCUAAAAAGGGCCGUCGAGAUCGGGGCGUCGAACUGGGAAGACUCCUGUUGAAGAUUUUCAAGACGCCAAAACAGCCGCAGACGGACAAGUUUGGCUGGAGGGAAGGGGACAGCCUGGCUGAAGAUGAUCCUCCUCCAGGCUAUCGGAGCACCGAUGGCUCGCCUGUAUUGCGCUCUACUUUCGAUGUGGACAUCCUGCAAGAGAAACAACCAUGUGGAAAGGUCAAGGCCUUGAAUAAACAGGUCAUUCUGGUCAUUGUUGCCUAUGCCAUCCUGGCCUUCCACAGUGUUUCGUUCGAUUCCUUGAUGCCGACGUUCCUCAGUGAGGAACGGAUGCAAACCGAAUCUGUUCUCCCCUUCAAGUUUUCCGGUGGUUUCGGCAUGUCCACCAAGGCCAUUGGCUUCAUGAUGGCGGUGCAGGGCCUCUAUGCCACGUUUGCGCAGGUGUGGCUAUUCCCUUUCGUCCUUCGACGGGUGGGGACACUCCGGGCCUUUCGACUGGUCAUAACGGUCUGGCCCUUCCUCUACUUUGCCGUGCCAUACCUGGUGUUCGUCCCCGAGCACUGGCAAAAGGCCGGCAUUUAUUUUUCGCUCAUCACCAAAAUCACUUUCCAGGUGAUUUCAUUUCCCUCGCAAAACAUUUUAUUGGCCAACGCCGCCCGUUCCCAUUCCGUUCUCGGGACGGUCAAUGGAUUCGCCGCGUCGGCUGCGUGUGGUGCUCGAGCCCUUGGACCGGUCGUGACGGGUUCACUUAAUUCAGCCGGACUGAAACUUGGAUAUAGUGGCCUUGCCUGGUGGACAAGCGGACUGGUUUGCGCCAUCGGAGCUCUGGAAAGCUGCUGGAUGGAAGAGCCUGAAGGGCGCCUGGAUCGCCCUUCGGAAGACGAAGAACACAAUAUCUGCGAACCUCUGUUACACCCAGCCGCCGUUGAAUCGACAGAAAACAGCUCUUUGCGAUCUGACAGUUUAACCUUAAUGGACCCACUGGACCUGACGACGCCCAUUAAGCAUGAAAUCGAUUAUGAAGGAAAGCAGUAA